Messenger RNA from Gopherus evgoodei (Goodes thornscrub tortoise), 3381 nucleotides. It is a transcript of the gene GPN3, whose product is annotated as GPN-loop GTPase 3. Gene Ontology annotation, molecular function: GTPase activity. The transcript has 8 exons. NCBI's taxonomy places the organism in Eukaryota, Metazoa, Chordata, Testudines, Testudinidae. Bases 156 to 1010 code for a protein of 284 amino acids. The record is from RefSeq and is a predicted model, not a curated record.
CUGCAGGAAGCUUGAGCCUUGCGAGCCUCCGUAUCCGAGGAACUGUGUGUGUGUGUGUGUAGAGUGUGUCCGCCACGCUACGGGACCGUGGAGGAGCCAGUUCCUGCCGCUCGGUCUCUGUGUUGCGCCGGGUUGUGGGAACGGAGCAGGCAGCCAUGCCUCGCUUCGCUCAGCUGGUCAUGGGCCCGGCGGGCAGUGGCAAGAGCACUUACUGUUCCAACAUGGUCCAGCAUUGUGCAGCCAUAAACCGCUCUGUGCAAGUUGUUAACCUAGACCCUGCAGCAGAAUAUUUCAAUUAUCCUCUGAUGGCUGACAUUCGAGAAUUAAUUGAAGUGGAUGAUGUUAUGGAAGAUGACUCCUUAAGGUUUGGUCCCAAUGGUGGUUUAGUAUUUUGCAUGGAAUACUUUGCCAAAAACUUUGACUGGCUUGAGGAUUCUCUUGGCCAUGUAGAGGAUGACUAUAUACUCUUUGAUUGCCCAGGUCAGAUUGAACUCUAUACUCAUUUGCCAGUGAUGAAACAGCUGGUGGAGCAGCUGCAGCAGUGGGAAUUCCGUGUCUGUGGAGUUUUUCUUGUUGAUUCUCAGUUUAUGGUGGAAUCUUUUAAGUUUAUUUCCGGAGUCUUGGCAGCCCUCAGUGCAAUGAUAUUGUUAGAGAUUCCACAGAUCAACAUCAUGACCAAAAUGGAUUUGUUGAGCAAGAAAGCUAAAACGGAAAUUGAAAAGUAUUUAGAUCCCGAUAUGUAUUCUGUGAUCGAAGAUUCUGCAAAUAUACUAAAAAGCACAGUGUUCAAGAAACUGACUAACGCUAUAUGUGGAUUGAUUGAUGACUACAGCAUGGUUCGAUUUUUACCUUAUGAUCACUCUGAUGAAGAAAGCAUAAAUAUUGUGCUGCAGCACAUAGACUUUGCUAUUCAGUACGGGGAAGAUCUAGAAUUUAAAGAACCAAAGGAAAAUGAAGAAGAGAAACCUGCUACUUUAGAUGAAUAUUUUCAAGACCAAGUGGAUGAGUAAAGAAUGUAUAUACCAAAAGAAGAGAGAAAAUAGCCUGGUUGUAAAAUAUGCCUAAAUAAGGAAUCUUUCUCUGAAUAUUUGUGGGUGUUGGGUUUUUUUGGUUUGUUUUUUUAAAUAUCAAAACUAUAACUUGAAUAAAUGGCUAGAGGAAGCCAGUCAUGCAUUUUCACAUUAUUACUUUAAGAAAUAAUUGUCAUUAUUGUAUAUAAAAUACUUAGCCACCAGUCACAGAAAGCUAAAUUCCAUACACAUAAUUGCAUUUCUUCUUUAAAUGCUAGAUUGCUUGAAAAAUCUGGACGUUGUAGAGGGGCACUGUCAAAAUAAAAAUCAUAUAUAUUUUUUUCUUCCCCUCUUGCUAGUAGCUUAUUAGUAGGGAGAAAGUUUAAAACAAAUCUAGUUUACUUACCAUUUAUGCUGUUGGUUGACAUUUUGUAUUUCAUUCAUACAACUAAAAAUGGAGUAGUCAUUUUCACUUUCUGGUUAGUUGUGUGCUAAUUUAAUGUUACUGCGUUUUGGUUCCCAGUGCUGCAGAAAAAAUGUUUAAAUGCCCCCAGUAACAUGGUUUUUGUACACCUCAUGAAAAUGUUGAGAUUGAUAUAUCAUUCACCCAUUUCAUACCUGUUAUAAAUUGAUGUAGCUCUCUUGAAGUCAAUGCAAUUGUACCUGGUUAUACCAGGUAUGAAUUUGGUCCAUUAGGUUUUUGUUAAUCUGCUCACCAAUUAUCUAAUUUCAUUUUAAACAACCUACAUUAUAGGCCUAUGCAACCUGUCAGUGUCCAUCUAUCCUCCCAGAGAUGUUUUUAAAUCCUUAGCCAAUGGCAAGUUCUCUGAAAGAGAAAUCUGACUUUUAAGUAUUGACUUAAUACUUCAGAUUUACACAGCUGUUCAGAAAGAUGUGAAAAGCAGUUCUUUGAAGGAAACUGUUGCUCUUGCUGUAGUACUCUGUACAAUAUUUAAAUAUGAAAAAAAUACUUUUUCAGAUGUUUAUAUUUCAUUCCUUGACUAUUACAAUGUUUAAUAAAUUGUAUGUAUAGGAAAACCAGCAAUUCCCUUGUAUAACCUUCUAACUUCCUUGGGAUUUCUAGUUGGAAGAUUCAUUGGUUUCAGGAGUUCUCUCCUCAUUGUAGCAUAACCUUCAGAUUAGAACACUUGCAUGAUAUAUUUUAAAGGGGCACUAUUAGGCUGCUUAGGUCUGACACAGUUUGACCAAGAGUGUAAAAAUGUGAUGGUCACAUGACUUCUCCCCAGUCAUAUAUGCACACUACACAGAAUGGUAGUGAUAGCUAUGUGACAAAUUGCAGAAUCAUGUGACAAAGUUCAUCCUUCCCUCAUCUGUACUCUGCUCGCUAAUCUGCCUCCCCAAAGAGCUGUCACUUUAAAACCAACAAAACAACUAUAGUGAGGUAUAACUUUUCCUCCAAAAUUAAUUGCACUGGUUUGGGAUGCAGGAUAUGCAACCCUUAGCAGGAGAAAAGUCAUAGCUUGGAGAUACUGGAUUUUGAACCUAUCACAGGUAGUAAGCUUUACACUAUUGGAGCUAACAAACUCUUUACAAUGGGACACAUGACUUCUACCUGUUUGUGAUUCAUUGUGGAAUAUUGGACCUGACAGUACAAUUACAUGAUUUUAAGGUCAUUAUUUUCUCUCCCUCCAAAUCCUGAAGAGUUGGACAACAUGUGGCAUAUACAGAAUGACAAGUCAUACGGUGUGGUAUAAAGGUUUGACACUUGUUUGGAAUGACUUGCAAAACUCAUUUGUGAUGCUGUCACUCGUGAAUAAUAUAGCCACCCCAAACUCAUGUUGAUAAACAUUUCAUAUCACUCCAAUGUGUGGUUUACAUAAACAUAUGCAUUUCAUCACUAAGAGCGGUGGCGAUAAAAUGCCUGUGCUCACAUAUUUGACUUAUUUGAUUAUAAAUAAGGAAAUAAAUAAAAGCAGACAAGCUAAUUUCAGAUUAAUUGAAUGUGUGACAACUGUAAAACGACAAUUGAUUAAAAAAGAGUGAGUGGAAUCCUAAUGCUAUUGAAGUCAAUGGAAGUUGUGCUAUUGACUUCAACAGAGACAGGGUUUCACCCAUAUUUUUCAUGCUUCCAAGAGGGCAUUUUAAAAAUUCAGUUGCUGGUUUUCUUUUAAAAUACAUGUGCUUUCUCUUGUACUGCUAUAUAAUGUCAACCAGUGGCACGUUACAAGAGCAUGCUCAUUAUAUAUUGCUCCUUUUAUUAUCUUAUUUCAAUGCACUAAGGAUCAAAUGAGUCUUUAGAGGCAAAACUCUGAUGGACUUUGGUGGGAGUACUGCUUGAAUAAGAGUUGCAGGAUUUGGCUCUGUGUAUUGAUAAUGUGCUUUCAGGCACCCUUCCUCAACUAAGAUUCCA